Neolamprologus brichardi is the source of this 4821-nucleotide messenger RNA. Lineage: Eukaryota; Metazoa; Chordata; Actinopteri; Cichliformes; Cichlidae. The record is from RefSeq and is a predicted model, not a curated record.
AUGGCUACAGACUCGAUGGAGAUUGACGACUCUCUUUACAGCCGCCAGCGAUAUGUGCUUGGAGACAGUGCCAUGCACCAGAUGGCCCAGUCCUCAGUCUUUCUCAGUGGAAUGGGAGGACUGGGAGUAGAGAUAGCAAAAAAUAUUGUCCUGGCUGGUGUAAAGGCAGUCACGCUUCAUGACACAAAACAGUGUGAGACCUGGGAUCUUGGCUCCAACUUCUUUAUCCGCAAAGAGGAUGUUUUGAGCCAGAGGAGGAGGGUGGAGGCAGUGUGCCCUCACGUUGCAGAGUUGAACCCUUAUGUCCACGUUGACAUGUCUUCCUCUGCUCUUGACGACAACACUGAUCUCAGUUUUCUCAGAAGGUACCAGUGUGUGAUUUUGACUGAGGCCAGAUUGAGCCUACAGAAGAGAGUAAAUGAGUUCUGCCACUCACAACAACCCCCUAUCAGAUUCAUCAGCUGUGACGUGUACGGUAUCUGUGCACGAGUGUUUUGUGAUUUUGGAGAAGAGUUUGAGGUGUUCGACCCCACAGGAGAGGAGCCCAAGGAGGUUUUCAUUCAAAGUAUCACUCAGGAUAAUCCUGGGGUGGUAACCUGCAUGGACAACCAACCCCACGGCCUACAGACAGGGCAGAGUGUUGUUUUCAGAGAGGUCGGCGGCAUGGUGGAGCUCAACGGCACGUCUCGGCAGGUUUCAGUCCUUUCUUCUCACAGCUUUGCAGUAGGAGACACAUCUCAGCUACAACUAUACACACAUGGAGGUUUCUUUGUCAUGGUGAAAACCCCUAAAAUGUACAGAUUCGAAACAUUAGAGCGACAGCUGUGUGAACCUCGGGUCCUGACUCCGGACUUCAGUAAACCAGAGGCCCCACUUCAAAUCCAUGCUGGCAUGUUGGCACUGGACACCUUCCAGGAGCAGCACAGUAGACUUCCUAACACUGGGUGUUUACAGGAUGCUGAGGUUUUACUAAAGCUGACUGAGGAAGUGAAUGCAGCUCUCAAGAGCAAAGCUUCUGUGAAUACUGAGCUAGUACGCUGCCUUUCAAGGACAGCAAGGGGUACUCUCCCUCCAUUAGCAGCAGCUGUUGGAGGUUUAGCCAGUCAGGAAGUUCUUAAGGCCAUCACAGGGAAGUUUGCACCCCUGCAGCAAUGGUUUUAUCUUGACGCUAUUGAGGUAGUCAAGCCACUUCAGCCUCUUUCUGCUGAGGAGUUUUCCCCUAGGGGUGAUCGAUAUGAUGGAUUACGAGCUUGCAUUGGUGACUCACUGUGUUUACAACUACACAAGCUAAGGGUCUUUAUGGUUGGCUGUGGAGCAAUAGGCUGUGAGAUGCUGAAAAACUUUGCCCUGCUUGGAAUUGGAUUGGCCAAGAGCUCAGGGGAGGUGUGCAUCACAGACCCAGACCUCAUAGAAAAGUCUAACCUCAACAGGCAGUUUCUCUUCAGGCCACGUCAUAUACAGAAACCCAAAAGUACCACAGCAGCAGAGGCUACUCGUGAUAUAAACCCAGACCUACAGGUGGAAGCUCACCUCAACAAGGUGUGUCCGGCUACUGAGAACAUCUACAAUGACUCAUUCUACUCUUCAUUAAACAUAGUGGUCACUGCGCUGGACAACGUAGAGGCACGGAGAUAUGUGGACAGCCGCUGUGUAUCCAAUCAGAGGCCUCUCCUAGACUCUGGCACCAUGGGAACUAAAGGGCACACCGAAAUCAUUGUGCCAAACUUGACAGAGUCUUACAAUAGCCAUAGGGACCCCCCAGAAGAGGAGAUCCCAUUCUGCACUCUCAAGUCUUUCCCUUCUGUUAUAGAGCACACCAUCCAGUGGGCCAGAGAUAAGUUUGAGAGUGCCUUUGUCCACAAGCCCUCCAUGUACAACUCGUUCUGGCAGACCCAUUCCUCGGCUGAGGUGGUGCUGCAGAGGAUGCAGGCAGGGGAAAGUCUGGAAGGGUCAUUCCAGGUCAUAAAGCUGCUGAGCAGACAGCCCACUCAGUGGGAACAAUGCGUCGCUGUUGCUCGUCUGAAAUUUGAGAAAUAUUUCAAGAGAAAGGCCCUACAGCUGCUGCACUCCUUCCCCCUGGACACAAGGUUAAAAGAUGGAAGUUUGUUUUGGCAGUCUCCAAAAAGACCACCAACACCUCUUGAAUUUGACUUGAAAGACUCUUUGCACUUUGCUUUCAUUGUGAGCACUGCCCGGCUCUUCGCAGGGAUUUAUAACAUCCCUUAUUCUGAAAGGGAUCUUUCUGAAGAGGCUAUUACCAGGACUCUUGCAGAUGUCAAGAUUCCAGAGUACAGGCCCUCAGAAAAAUGCAUAGAAACAGAUGAGACGGCAAAGAAGCCUGAUCAGAUAAAGAUGCCUCUAAGCAGUGAAGAGGAAAGGGACGCCAUCGCUCAUUUGGAGCAGGCUAUUGCUACUGACAGGGUCACACCAGAACGGUUACGGAUGAGUCCACUUCAGUUUGAAAAGGAUGAUGACAGCAACGGUCACAUGGACUUUGUCGCAUCAGCAUCCUCUCUUAGAGCCAUCAUGUACUCCAUUGAGCCAGCUGACAGACUUAAGACCAAACGCAUUGCUGGGAAGAUAAUCCCCGCCAUUGCCACGGCAACAGCUGCAGUGGCUGGUUUGGUGGCGCUGGAGUUGAUCAAGGUGGUUGGAGGCUUCGGGUUUGAAUCACACAAAAACUGCUUCUUUAACUUGGCCAUUCCUGUAGUCGUUCUUACUGAGCCUGCUGCAGUCAAACAGACACUCAUAAGGAACAACAUCUACUACACCAUCUGGGACUGCUGGACUGUCUUUGGCCACGAGGACUUCACUCUCUCUGACUUCAUGAAUGCUGUCAGGGAAAAGUAUGGAAUUGAACCCACUAUGGUCGUCCACGGUGUAAAAAUGCUCUAUGUGCCUGUGAUGCCUGGACACUCCAAGAGGCUCAAAUUGACGAUGCAUAAACUAAUCAAGCCAUCAGUGGACCGCCGCUACGUAGACCUUACUGUGUCAUUUGCUCCAGAGGCAGAUGGAGAUGAGGACCUCCCUGGUCCUCCGGUCAGGUACUACUUCAGCCCCGAUGGCGAGACUCCCUGACACCUCCCUCAAUGUCAUCCUCAAGCCUCUUGUGUCCUUAUUUCCCUUCUUUUAUGUAAAUUGUUACACCCCAAUUGCUUAGGCAUGGGCCAAGAGUUUUCCCUCAGGAUGUUACCUGACAAAGUCAAAACUCCUUGCCUUAGCACAAACCCCUCUUGUACUUCAUGGAGCAAGAAAAGCCAGUCGUGGUCCCAGUUCUGUUUUUUUUUUUUUUGUUGUUUUUUCCCCCGUUGCCUAAGAUCUAGCCAGUGGAACACAAGGAGUAGCACUUAUAAUUAUACCUGUGUACAUAUACUUUCUUUUUUCUUUUUCUUUUUUUUUACUCUGGUGAAAUGCACAGCUCUGGUUGUGUCGAUGCCUUAAUUGAUUAUUAACCUUUUUUUCUGUUUGUGGCAGCGAGUCUGACUAAAAUCUGUGUUUACAGGAAUCUUUAAACUCCCAACACACAGACCCAUUUAGUUGUUGUGUUCAACUUUUUUUUUUUUUUGUGAGUUAAACAUUUGGCACAAUAAAAACAAGUAGUUGGUAGGCCUCACAACAUCUUCAUCCUCUGAGUUCUUUGAGAAUAUUGCCAACCACAAAUUUGCCAAUUAUUUUCUGUCUCCCUCUAUAGAAAUAAAAUUUAAAAAAUCAAGAUUUGUUGUAUAAUUUUAAGGUGCGACAAGUUAAGUGGACAAUGGCAAAACCACCAAAGAUAGCAAUUAUCAUUUUGUCUGCAGAUUGUUUUUUUUUUUUUCCCCCCCCCCAUCACUUUGACUGCCUCAUUAUAAAACAUGUUUCAAACACGGGGCAUGGAUAUCACCCAGCAUUUGAGAGCAACACACAAGCUGUGUUUUACUUAAAGGUUAAGCUGAAGUUGUUCUGCAGUCAGUCGGGUGUAAAAUGACACAGUCAGUGUGCGGUGCACUUAAAAACAAAAAAUGGGUUAAAAAAAAAAGUUAAUUGUAGCUGUUAGUCUUACCUACCUUAAUAAAUACUUGGGUAAUGACUGCACUGACAUUAGUUUGAGCAAACAAGAUGUUCUUCAUUAACAAUACAAAAACUGACGUGAGUUUACUGUUUCACACAUAGAAAAGCCUUAUUUUGACAGACAUCAAACAUCUGGGGUCACACUCCUGUGUUAUAACACAUUUGUUUUAAAAGAAAAUCUUUGCUGUUCAUGAUUUGUUGUAUUUGUUCAUGAAUGUCUGUGACAUGUAUUUAUUUACUUGUUAUGCUUUUUUUUUUUUGUUUUUGUUUUUUGGGUCAGACUGAGCCUGUAUUGAUGAGCUCUGAGUAAUGGUGCACUGGUUAAAUAAUCAAUAAUGAAUAGUAGUCAUCCAGAAAGUCUUUCUCCAGGUUUAUAAUUCUCCCUUUCAUUAAGUUCCAGGUUAAAAAGAAGGCUUUCGAUGAGUCUGUAGUGCCUACAGUGGCAAUAACGUCAGUGUAGUUUUGAAUGGAAUCAGUUAAAUUGAACUUUGUCUUGAAGAUUAAGUUGCAUCUUAUCAUCUGUCUUGGACCUUCUGGCUGAACACCACAACGAGAUGCUUCCUCAGUGUUCCUUUGUUUCUCUGCUCAAAACCAGAGGUGGUGAAAUUUCCUUUCUACAGCAGAUGUCUACCCAUAUUGACAACACUUCUUGUGCAGUGAAUUCAUCAUUUUAAAACAAAGCAGUGUUAAUUACAGAUACUGAUGUAUGUUCUUGUGACAGACGAGCUCAACCAGUGGUCCAAUAAAAUGUGAGAUUUCAGGAUGUCUUCAAAA